This is a messenger RNA of Guyanagaster necrorhizus, 2174 nucleotides long. RefSeq names its product catalase. Gene Ontology annotation, biological process: hydrogen peroxide catabolic process; response to hydrogen peroxide. NCBI's taxonomy places the organism in Eukaryota, Fungi, Basidiomycota, Agaricomycetes, Agaricales, Physalacriaceae. The record is from RefSeq and is a predicted model, not a curated record. Gene Ontology annotation, molecular function: catalase activity; heme binding. Bases 260 to 1939 code for a protein of 559 amino acids. Gene Ontology annotation, cellular component: cytoplasm; mitochondrion; peroxisome. The transcript is spliced from 12 exons.
GAAUUUGACAAUUCACGAAACAAUGAGACGAAUAUGCUUCAGAUUACUAUGGCUAUAGCGAGCGAACGGGCAGUGCCAACUUGGGAAGGCAUCUUACGCGAGUCCAACGUCGAAAAUUAAUUCAUUCAUAGUUCAGGCUGUCGGUCCUGUGUCAGAAACAAAACUCUUAGUUGAUACCCGAAGAUCAAGAUCGUCUCCUGAGAAUAAAAGGACAAGGCUUCCUUUCUUUCCCACUAAGUUUGCUCGCUACGCGCCAGCAAUGCUCCGCUUAAAAAUAUUCGCUCUUUUAUCUACACCUCUAUUGUCUAGCGCCCAGACUUUCACGGCUUCGAAUGGUGCCCCGAUUAAUCAGCCUUAUUCGUGGACUCGCGCAGGACCGAAUGGUGGCCUUCUGUUGCAAGAUUUCGCCGCUGUCGACCUCCUAGCUCAUUUUCAUCGAGAGCGUAUUCCUGAACGCGUCGUCCAUGCCAAAGGUGCUGGUGCUCAUGGCUACUUCGAAGUGACUCAGGACAUGAGCGCAAUCACCUCAAACAAGCUCCUUAGUUCGCCUGGAACAAGGGCAAACAUAACUGUGCGGUUUUCUACUGUUGGCGGCGAGUCUGGGAGUGCAGAUACUGCUCGCGAUCCUCGUGGUUUCUCCACGAAGAUCAGAACAGAAGAUGGGAACUGGGACUGGGUGUUCAACGACACACCCGUCUUCUUCAUCCGCGAUGGCGCCAAGUUCCCACACUUUAUCCACACUCAGAAGAGGAACCCUCAGACACAUUUGAAGGAUCCUGAUAUGUUUUGGGACUAUCUCUCUCUGAACCCAGAGUCUGUGCACCAGGUCAUGCGUUUGUUCUCUGACCGCGGGACGCCAGACGGUUACCAUGACGUGCAUGGAUAUUCAGGGCAUACUUACAAAUGGACUAAGUCAGAUGGAACAUUUGUCUAUGUCAGGACUACUCUGCUUAGAGAUACCGGUUUUAAGACGCUUGACAGGGAGAAUGCAAGUGCAUUGGCUGGUAGCAAUCCGGAUUAUGGCACUCAAAAGCUUUUUGAGGCCAUUGAAGCGGGCAACUAUCCUACGUGGACUGUAUGCAUUAAGCAAACUAUGACCCCAGAACAAGCUGAAGGAUUUCGCUAUAACAUCCUUGACCUCACCAAAGUUUGGCCUCAAAAACUUUACCCUCUCCAAGAAGUUGGCCGGCUCGUCUUAAACAGGAAUCCGGAAAACUACUUCGCCGAGAUUGAGCAACUUUCCUUCUCUCCUUCAAACAUGGUCCCCUACAUCGAACCCUCUGCAGACCCUGUUCUCCAGGCGCGCCUCUUUGCCUACCCAGACGCCGCGCGCUACCGUCUCGGACCCAACUACAACCAGCUCCCCGUCAACUGCCCUCUCUUCCAAGCAGCCAACUUCCAGCGUGACGGCUGGGGAACGCUCUUUUCCCAAGGCAGUCGUCCGAACUACCAGAGUAGUACGCAGCCUCUAAACUAUCAGGAGAACCCUGGUUGGAUCUACGGCGAGAGUUGCGCAGGUGGAGAGGCGUGUGAUGAGGAGCGCAGGGUCAACCAUGAGAAUUUUGUCGGAGCAGCGUAUAGGGAUCUGAGUGAAUUUACUGAACUCGACUUAGAACAGCCCCGUGCUUUGUGGGAACUAUGGAGUGACACGGAACAGGAAGCUAUCGUUGGAAACCUGGCGUCGCAUAUGGUAAACAUCAAGAACAUCGGCAUUAUGAACAGGCAGCUUUCCGUCUUUGCUGCCAUUGACCAGGGGUUCAGUGAUCGUGUGGCCAGCGCUAUCGGCGUUGCCUCCGUGGCACCGCUCACGGUCAAACCGGCGUCGGAAGCGUCCAAGUUCAGGACCUACCGCGGCCUUUCCGUCAACCUCACCGCGAGCGCUCAGAACGGUGAUUUGACUCUUCAGCAGGUAUCGACUGAUGACUACUACUUGGACUAGUAAGCAACUAUUUAAGUAACUACUUUAUUGCAUGAUAGUGCAUGAUCCUUAAUAGGAUUUCGAUAUUUUGUUUUCAGGUUACCCUGGUGGCUGCUAUCGCCCUGCAAGUUGUGUUCAUGUAAGGCUUACCUGCUGGCGAAAGUUUUAAGUUACUACCAAGCUACAGCAGUUCUUCCGUAUUUCUCCGCCUUUCAAUGUGUACCUUGUCGCAUGACCCUGAAUAAACAUCAACCUG